ACAUCGAUGUAUCGAUAGUAACAAUGAAGUUUUUCAACCUUCAGCAGCUUUACUUGAACUCCGCGGAAUUUUCGUUGCAAAUACUAUUUGCCAUUUUUACAGUGAAAAUAAAGUGCUUUGUUUUUCAAAAACUUAAUCUUUUCCACAGAAAAAAGAAGAUGUCGGAGAAUAGCUUCAACUCAAAGUAUUUGGACGAUGACGAUGAGGACGAAGCGAUUGCUGCCUCUGAGGGCAAAGUUUCGAGCCAGGUGGCCAAGCGCAUCUGGCAGCCAACCAUCGAUGAUACUACCCCUGGGGUCUGGGAGCCGCCCGAGAAGCCCCUGCCCCACGUGGAGGAGGAUGCUCCGAUGAGUGCCGAGGCCCUGGCGGAGGCUCUAGCGGUGAGCGAGACCGCCUCGGACUUUAUACACGAAGUGGAGCGCUCUCUCUACGGCGACAACAGCAAGGAGAACGGCUCCGCCCAGUACUUCAAGGCGGCCGAGAAUUAUUCGCUGUUUGGCGCCAACUACAUGGGCUUGGAGGAGGACAAGAACAAAAAACCGCCGCCGGGCUUCGACCAAAGCUCCAGUCAGAUUGCGGCUGGAUCGGCCGGAGUAUCCGGCCAAAGCUACUCGGGGGGACCCUCUUCAUCCGGAAUGGGCGGCAUGGCAAUGUCCCAGCAGCCGCAGCACAAGGCCGCGAAUCAGCCAGGACCUGCAGCGCUGCUUCCACAGCAGCAGCAGCAUCCGCGUCAUCCUUCGCCAGCGACAGUGCCCAAGGUCAUAGCCGAGGCAGCAGCUCUGGCUGGAGCUGGGGCUGGCAUCGACAUUGGCCUGCACGCCCAUGGACAUCUGCCCAGUGCCACGGAAAUGGCCAUCGGACACAUUUACCAGGAGCUCAUGGGCAUGAAUUUCAAUCAGGCCAAUAUACAGCAGCAGCAACACCACCACCAGCAGCAGCAGCAGCACCACCACCACCACCAGCAGCAGCACCACCACCAGCAGCAGCAGCAGCAGGCGGCUCUGAAGCAGCAGGCGGCUCUCCUCUCCUGCGGCCAAAAGGCCGUAACAGCAACUGGCAUAGUCCCUGACCCACGCGACGUAUGUUCUCAAAGCGGUGUUUCUUGCGUAUCGUGCCCGUUUGCGUCGCCAGGUCCACUUCUGGGACAACUAGAGGACGGCCAGGACAUUACACUCCACACCCACAGAUUAGAUGACUAGUUUUAAAAUAUUUUGUUUGUUUGUUUUGUCGAGUUUGUUGUCGUCUCCUCUGGGCUGAUGACCGACAGCAUAGCAAGGCGUACUCUUAAACAGU
This is a messenger RNA of Drosophila miranda, 1293 nucleotides long. RefSeq names its product myb-like protein Q. Bases 24 to 1199 code for a protein of 391 amino acids. The record is from RefSeq and is a predicted model, not a curated record. NCBI's taxonomy places the organism in Eukaryota, Metazoa, Arthropoda, Insecta, Diptera, Drosophilidae. The transcript has 5 exons.